AUGGCGGAAUACUUUGCUGACAUAAUACGAACAUGGUUCCUGGACGGAGGAAAGUAUGAACAGGGAAACUAUUGGGAUGGAAUAUGGAGGGACCUGGAAGGACAGUUUAACGAAUUAAUGAAACGUUUAAAGACGGAUACUACAGAAGUAGCAGCACUUUGUAGUGGCAUAGACAAUAGUCGAACUAUAUGGACGAAUGUUAGGAAGGAAAUGUGCAAGACUCUAAUAAGAAUAAAAUUCUUCAUGAAUGGGAUUAAAGGAAAAGGGAAAGAAGUAGAUGGGAAGGCGGAAAUAGAAGAUCUGGGUGAAGUGGAAUCUUAUUUUAGGUGUAUAGUUGGAAGUAUGACUAUGGUAAAGUUAUAUGAAGGACACUGUAAGUUAGAUGAAAUAGCUAAAUGGAUAAUGGAACCAGCAAGGGUAAGUUUAGAAGCACGUCAAUUAAUAGGAGCACAUGAGAAGUGUAAAGACCUACCAUUCAGUGGAAUGAAAAUAGGAGCAAAUUUUAUAGGAAAUAAAGUAAAUGAAUGGUUAGAAAAGAAGAAAAGUGACACUCAAAUGUAUGGAACUAUAAUGGGGAAUACAGGGUGUCCUACGGGGACAGGGGGGAAUGCAGAAGUAGCAGCAGGAAGGCAGAAGGGGAGCAUGGAAGGCAUGGUUCAACUAUUGGGAAGACACAAUGAGAGUGAGUUGCGGGACUUUGAAGAUGACAGCAGUAAUUUACCAAGUAAUAAGUUAGAAGAAGUAUUACAAAAAGUAGGAGAAAGAAUGAAGAAAAAAAAGAAUCCUCUCGAGUGUAUUCAACAAACAAGCAACGGAUUUGAGAACGGAGAAGAGUUUCUUAUUGAAGAUUGGUUUACAGCAUUUUCUAAGAAUGUGUCCGAUGCGGACAAGGUGAAUUAUAGGGAAUGGGAAUCUCUGAGCUCUCUAUGUGAAGAUUUGGAGGGAGAACUUGGCGAUGGUAUGAAUAAAUAUAAAGACUUCUGCGAAGUCUUGGUGAGGAAUACAAUACUCGUGACAGAAAUAGAAAAACAGUAUAAGGAUAACCAAACAGGUUGUAAGAACACUGUGAAAGAUAUUCCCUUAUGUGAUUUAUUAAAAGUAUGGAUGUGGUAUAUGGAUUGGUUUUGUGUACCGAGGAAGGUCAUAGAACAUGCCCUUCAGGGGGUGAAAGUAAUAAGGCAGGACAUGGAUAAAGAUAAGAACUAUGCGGAAUGUUCUUAUGAUGGUGUACUUAACAUUCCUGAGCGAAAAGGAAAUGAUAUGGGAGGUGAAUUGUACGAACUAUUUGAGACAAAUAUUAUGCUUAAUAAAAUAAUAGCAUUAACUAACGGGAAAUGGUGUAAAAGUAGUACACGGCAAUACAGUGGAGGAAAGGUGCCUGAGCGUGAAAGCCUUGCACGUCACGACAGUGGGGCGGGUGGUAGCACAGUUGUAAGUAGUCCAGAAUUGAACAAACUGAAAAAUGAAAUUGAAAAAAUUGAGAAGGAAGUAAAGAAGGAACAGGAAGCAGAAGUGGAGCUUUUACAGAACGCCCUUCAGCAAGCCAUAGCAGAAAGUAGUAAACAGGCAUCAUCACCUCUCCCAAAUCCAUCCUCCUCCGAUGUUCUCUGUACUGAUAGUGACCUAUGUCAACGUGUAAAAUGUGUUACACCUAAAUGGUUCAAGAAUAGAGGGCGCCGGGAGAACAAUCCAACGGAUUGGGGUGAAGAUGGUGGAUAUUGGGGGGAUGUUAAAAGCUUAUUAGGGAGACUGUCUGAGGAUAUAAACAAAACGAAUGGAACUGCUGAAAGUUUAUGUAAGGACAUUAAAGAUGGAAACAGUACAUUUGUGGGUGCAAAUAAAGAGGCUUGCAAAUUCAUUGUUAAGGGUUUAGAACAUAUAUAUAAAAUUCAAAAGGGUAAGGACAAAGCAAAAAAUGAACAGUGGAUUCUGGACAACCUAAUAUUUCAUCGAACUGCGUCCUGCGUCUUAUUAAAUGCUUAUGUCGACCAAUUAGAAGAGAAGGGGGAAACUUGUAUAGACGGAAAGACCAUAGAGGAAGCAUUUAAAAAAGGGAAUGAAAAGAAGGAUGAUUGGUGUGUGGAUAAAAGUAAGGGUGGUAUUGAUUGUAUUGAAUGUAAGAGGGAAGCGAAAUUGAAUUGUCAAUUAAACAAUGAGGAAAUAAAGAAUAAGGUGGAACCCAUGCUCCAGGCGAAUAACGACAUAAAGACAACUCUGUCUACUAUAGAUAUUUUAUGUAAGAAGAAUGCAAAACUAGCAUCUGUCUCUAAGAAGGAUAACAUGGAGAAGGACAUCAAGGAUCGGGCCACAGAUAUGUUUGAAUAUAUAUUUAAAAAUAACGCAGAUAUGGAAACUCAUUGCAGUGGACAUUCAAAGACAGAUAGUAGAAUAGUUACGGACCCAGAGAGAAAAGCAUGCCGAUACAUUACUGCAGGAUUACAGUACAUUUACGGUAUUCAAAUAGAUCAGAGUGAUCUGAAUGGUGAGGGUGAACAGGCGGAAAAAAUGAGAAAGGCAGAAGAUAACAGGAUUUUUAAGCACACUAUGGCCUGUCUUUUACUGAACGCUUAUGCAGAUGAAUUGGGAAAGUAUGUUAUAUCUCCCUGUGAGAUCAGUGAGGAAACAAUAAAACAAGCAUUUGAUAAAGGGAAUGCAAAGAUAGGUGAAUGGUGUAAGGGUAAGGAUCCGAAUGGUAAGGGUGGUGAUUGUGUUCAAUGUGAUAGGUAUGGGGAUUAUGCGAAGUGUAAAAUAGAAGAUAAAGGGAAAAAAGAGGAAGUAAAACCUAAGUUGGAUGAAGUGUUCCACAAUAAAGACAACAAAAAAAAACAAUUAGAUGAAGGUAUAAGUUCUACAUUUAAGUCCUUAUGUGAUCGCACCCAAUGUGUAAUAACACAAUGGACGAGGGACGAAAGGGAUAAGCGCAAAAGGGAGGGGAACAGCACAACGGUGUGGGAGAAGGACAUUUGGGACGGUAUGAAGGGAGGGAUCGACGCACUCGCUAAUGCCACGUCUAAUACGGGCGAUAAUAUGGACAACUAUUGUACUGGCACUGAACAGAAGAAUAAAGAAGCAUGUGUACAAAUAGUUAGAGGUUUAAAGCAUAUAUACAACACUCAAAGGGAAGAAAGCGGUGGACCGAAUGCAAAGGGAAAUAAUAAAAUAUACCAUCAAACUAUGAAAUGCGCUCUACUGAAUGCAUACGCAGAUAUGCUGCUCGAGAAAUUUAAGGAAAAAUGUCCUAUUACAGAAGAAAACAUAAAACAAAUGUUUCAGAAAGGAAAUAAUCAAAAGGAUACUUGGUGUAUGGAUAAUGGUAAGAGUGGCUCCUGCAUUGAGUGUAAAAGGGAACCCAGUCUAAAUUGCAAGGGAGGGAAUAAUGGAAAUAUAUGGAGUACAGUAAAAAAGAAUCUCGAGGGUAAUCCAAAAAUACAGAAAACUCUAGAGAAAAUAUGUCCGGAGGAUAAACAACCAAAGGCUAUUAACCCUAAGGAAAAGAAUACAGAAGUGGCCAGAAGUGAAGAACCCCCCGCACCAGCACCCACAGCACCCCCAGGUGGACCAGUAACACCACCACAACCAGGUAGUUCAGGUACAGCAGAUCAAGGAAGUGCAGGAGGGAAAGCAGGAGCAGGUACGUCUUCAACUGUAGAUUGUAAUAACAGAGAAGCUGAUGCUGAGGAAAACAUUGAUGCAUGUUUUCCUUUGGACGACGAUCUGCCAGCAUCUUCUUUCACUCCUUCUCUUCCUAAUGAGCACCAUGAAGCUAGAAGGGGGGGAAUUGGCCCUGUUGGGGAACCAGGUAGUAAUAUGGGUACUGUUACUGUAACUAAUGUCAUUACCUCUAACAUUUCAGGUCUCAAUCCUGCAGUUAUGGACAGUUCAAAGAAUCCCAGUUCCUCCGGCCCAGGAACCUCACAUGCAGCAACACCAGAUGGAGGAGGUGGCGACACUCAUACUAACCCCGGUUCUUGUGGCACCGGUUCUACGGGAACUUGGAACCCAGGUUCUUCCGGUACCGGUUCCACGGGAACCUGGAAUCCAGGUUCUUCCGGUUCUGGUAGUCUGGGAACACGGGAACCAUCACCUGCCGAAGAACAUCUCCUUGAUCAUGUGGACGACGAGGAUGAUGGUCCACAUGAAUAUACCUUAGUAAAGGAACGUAAACAACCAAGAUCUGUUACAACGGGAAGAACGAAGAGAUCAACAAAACAUGCUGAUCUUCGUGGUGUUGUUCGCCGCACCAUUAUUGAUAUUCAUUUAGAAGUCUUAGACGAAUGUCAAAGGGAAUAUCUGCAUUCGACGAAGGAAGACUUCCUUAAAAUCAUUGUAGAAGAAUUUAUGGAUUCUGAGUUUAUAAAACAAGAAAAUGUUCCUAAGGAACAGGUUCAAAGUUCAGAUUCCGGGUUAGGUUUUUAG
Plasmodium coatneyi is the source of this 4416-nucleotide messenger RNA. Its product is annotated as SICA antigen. The record is from RefSeq and is a predicted model, not a curated record. The transcript is spliced from 8 exons. Lineage: Eukaryota; Apicomplexa; Aconoidasida; Haemosporida; Plasmodiidae. The coding region runs from base 1 to 4416 and encodes 1471 amino acids.